AUGGCUACUUCUGAAAACCAUUCAAAUAAUAAACAUAAGGAAACCUCUCAAGAAAUUUUAGGAAACCUUGAUUUGAAUAAAAUGUUUUCUGAUAAUAAUAAUGAAAUAUCAAGAACACAUGAUAAAGAUAUAAGUUCUGAAUUUGAUGUUAAUCCAUCACCAGUAAGAACUCAAAAUAAUAACAUUUCUCAUCAUUCUUCAUUAGUUACGGAAAAUAAUAUUAACAGUAACAAUGAUAAUAGAAAACGUAGUUUAACUUCUGAUAAUAAUACCAACAAUAGUGAUAGAAAGGGGAGGGAGAAUGAUGAUAUUAGAGAUGAGCAACAUGGUGAUGGUGGUGAUGAUGACCAUUUAUCCAAGAAAAUAAAAUUAACAUCUGAUGAUAUCCCUAAUUUGCAACAACCAAACUCUAAUGCUGAUGACGAUUCUAAAUCAAAUGAUGUUGAUGGAUCUCCAGUAGCCAUUGAAAUGUAUGAUAAUCAAAUUAGUCCUAUUAAAAUUAAUUUUGAUGAUGUAGAUUCUCCAUAUCAUAUUGCAACUGUAGCAUCUAAUGCAAAAAAUAACAACUCACCUUUACCAAAAUCUCAGGGCACGGAUAGUAAUAGUGAUAAUAACAAUGAUAAUAACAAUGAUAAUAACAAUGAUAAUAACAAUGCUAAUAACAGUCUCAUUAACAGAGAAACAUCUCUAUCAACGCCUAGUAAGAAUACUACAUUUGAAUUACAAAAAUUGACUCCAAUUCGCAAUGCUAAUCAUAAUAGCAUAAAUAAUGAGGAACAAAAUAGUUUUAUGAAAUUAAUUGAAGCUGAGCAUAGAGAAUAUCAAGAAUUAAUUCAAAGAAAUGAAGAAAUCACGGAUAGAUUACAUUGUUUAGAUAAACAAUAUAAUCAAUUACUUUCCAAACAUGAACAAACUAAUUAUCAAUAUCAAAUUAUCAAGAAUAAAAACGACACUAUUAAUAAAAAAUUUGAUAAUAAGAUACUUCAACUUAAUAAAGAGAUUGAAAAUUAUAAGAUUAAAGUGGAGAAAUUAAAUAAUAAAUUACAAACAAACAAGAAAAGAUUACUGGAAACCCGUGAUGAAGUUAAAAUGUUAAAUCAAAAUCAAAGUAUAUUACAAGAAAAGUUUGAUAAACAAAGUCAUGAAAUUCUUGAAUUGAGAAACAUUGAUGAUAGUAAAGAAAAAUAUAAAUUUGAAUUAGAAAAUAAACUUAAAGUCAAAGAUGAUGAAAAUCUUUCUAAAACAAAUGAAAUUAAUCUUUUAACUGAUGAUUUACAAAAAUUACAAGAACAAUUGGAUUUGAAAUUAAAAGAACUCUCUAAUAACUCAUUAAAAUUGGAAGAAUUAAAUGAUCUAAUUGAACGAAAGGAUUUGGAGAUUAAAGAGAUUAAUGAAAAAUAUCAAGGUACCAUAAAUCUAAAUGAAGGUAAACAUGAUGAUUUAGUUAAACAAGUGGAAGAAUUAAUCAUGAAAAGAAUUGAACUUGAAACACAAUUGGAUCAACAAGAUAAGGAUACUAAAGAAAUUAUUGAACAAAUAAAGAAAGAAUUAAAUAAAAUGGAGGAAGACAAAAAUUCUAAAGAAUAUCAAAUUAUUGAAUUUGAAAAAAAAAUUGAUGAAUUACAAGGGAAAAUUAAUAAUCAGAAUGACGAACUUUUAAAAUUAAAAGAAUCUUAUGAUAAGAUUAAUGAUAAUUUUGAAAUUAAGAAUGCUGAAGUAAUUCAAUUGAAUGAAGAAAUUAAAGAAUUACGAAGUAAUGAAAUUAAUUUAAAAGAAAAAAUAUCUAACGAUGAGAAAAAUAGCAAUGAUUGGAAAGCUAAAUAUGAAUCAUCUAAGAUUGAAAAUGAAAAAAUCUUGAUUGAAAAGAGUGAAAAUCAUUCAAUGAAAAUAAAUGAAUUGAAUGAAGAUCAUUUAAAAGAAUUAGAAAAUAUUCAUGAAACAAUGAAGAUCUUACAACAAGAUUUAAAGACAAAUAUUGAAACCUUGAACAAUGUUACUAAUAUAAAGAUUGAUUUAGAAGUAGAGAAUUUAGAAUUAAAGAAGAAGUUAAAAGCCCUUGAAGUUGGAACUGAAACUGAAACUGAAACUGAAACUGAAACUAAAACUAAAAUUGAAACCAAAGAAAAUUUAGUUUAUGAAGAAUCUCAAGAAGAGAAGGAUAAGCUAAAAGCCAAAGACGAUCAAAUUGAACAAUUAAAGAUUUCAUUCGAAGAAGAUCAAACUAAGAUUAAAAAUCUCACACAACAAUUAAAUGAAUCUCUAGAACAAAUACAGAAAAAUAAAGAAGAGUCUGACAAUAGGAUACGAUUAAUGGCUGACGAUUUAUAUAAUCAAUAUGCAGCUAAACAUGCACAAAAGGUAUUGAUGCUGAAAAAAGGCUAUGAAAAAAAUAUCAAGAAAAAUUCCAUGAUUUAA
Henningerozyma blattae CBS 6284 is the source of this 2415-nucleotide messenger RNA. RefSeq names its product Slk19p (gene SLK19). NCBI's taxonomy places the organism in Eukaryota, Fungi, Ascomycota, Saccharomycetes, Saccharomycetales, Saccharomycetaceae. The transcript has a single exon. Bases 1 to 2415 code for a protein of 804 amino acids. The record is from RefSeq and is a predicted model, not a curated record.